AGUGAGCAUCAAUCACAAUAGAUGAUCUUUGCAAACCUUCAGCAGCCAUACAGGCAGCAGGUGUUGACAUAUGGAGGGAUUCCACGGCUGCAGCGGUGGUACCCUGCAGUCACCGUCGCAUUAAAGAUGUCCGACUCAAAAAAUCCGUGUAUUUAACCAACUGCGGCCUUCAAACAGGAGGCGCCAGAACGGGAGGAGAUAAAAGACUCGCUUUAUUAUCUGUGGUCAGUCAGCAGUUAGCGGCGUUGUGACAGCUCACCAUCACUCCCAGCAACACACUUUCUCUCUCUCUCUCGGUGCUAGACUGACAGCUAUGUCUACGUCCGUCACGCGUGACACCGAUAUUAAAAAGAAGCACGUCCAUUUCGCCAGCAUGGAGGAGGACGACAACGACGACCAGGAGGAGGACACCCUGUUUGACAAGAGGAAGGACGCCGGGCGAGAAAUGAAGAACGCACUAAAGGGGGCGAAGAGGAAGACCACACAAAGCAGCGACGACCGGGUGGAGGUGGUUGGCGGAGGAAGGGGCGGCCAAGGAGCAGCCGGCCGCUGGAUGGUUACGCUCGCGCUCUGUGCAUCUUGCCUGGGCUUGGGGAUGUGUAUCUCAGUUCUUGGCCCCACGCUGGAAGACUUGGCUGCAAAUGUGAACCAGGAUAUCGGCAACAUCUCCUACAUCUUUGUUGGCCGCUCUGCAGGCUACGCCGGCGGAUCCCUGUUAGGAGGCAUUCUUUUUGACUGCAUGAACCCCCAUCUCCUGCUAGGUUUGUCCAUGCUGCUCACGGCAUCUGGGAUGUGUGCCAUCCCUUACUGUAAGCAGGCUUUGCUCCUCACUGUGUUCAUGUCCAGCAUUGGGAUAUCCAUGGGUGUUAUAGAUACAGGUGGUAACGUGCUCAUACUGGACACGUGGGGUGAGCAGUCGGGGCCUCACUUGCAAGCGAUGCACUUCAGUUUUGCCGCUGGGGCCUUUUUGUCUCCUAUCAUAGCCAAGCUGGUGUUUGGGACUGACUGGAAGGGCACUGAGGCCAUAGCACCAACCAAGAGUACGCCUUCCACAGAGCCCCAGGUGACCAAAACCGUCAACACUCAGGGAGUCUCGCACAGCACCCUCAACUCCACCUGGGCCUACAUCGUGAUUGGUGCUUUUGUCUUUCUCAUGUCCUUCCUCUUCUUCAUCCUUUAUUCUCGCUGCAGCGUGUCACGUGCGAAACCCUGCUCGGCCUCAGGAAAGCCCCUGGUGGCCAAAUAUCAUGUGGCUCUUACAGCCCUACUUUUCCUCUUCUUCUUUGCCUACGUCGGUGCUGAAGUAGCAUAUGGCUCCUUCAUCUUUACCUUUGCUAAGGAGUACAUCCAGAUGGCUGAGGUGAAGGCAGCUGGGCUAAACUCCCUGUUCUGGGGGUCGUUUGCAGCGUGCCGUGGGUUAGCCAUCUUCUUUGCAGCCUGCAUGUACCCGGGAACCAUGAUCCUGCUCAGCCUGGUGGGCACCGCUAUCUCCUCUCUUCUGCUCUGCUUCUUCAACAAGAAAGAGGAGGUCCUGUGGGUGUGCACUGCUAUCUAUGGGGCGUCCAUGGCUACCAUCUUCCCAAGCGGCAUCUCGUGGGUGGAGCAGUACACCACAGUAACGGGGCGCACAGCGGCAGUUUUCGUGGUGGGUGCAGCGCUGGGCGAGAUGGUGCUGCCAGCACUUGUAGGCUUCCUGUUCAAGAGGUUUCCAAAGCACCCGCUGCUCAUGUACCUGUCACUCGUCACUGCCAUCUUCACCUCCAUCCUCUUUCCAGUCAUGUACAAGCUGGCCUUGGUGCCCAACAGCCAAAGCAGGAAACACGGCUCCAGGGGCCGUCCACCGAAUGACGAAAUUGAAAGCAGUGAAUCCCAACGGGCACUGCUGGACUCAGGAGCUGAUGAAGAUGAGGAUGAGGAAGAGCAGGAUAAUGAGGCCGAUCAGUGGAACGACGCAGACUUUGAGGUCAUUGAAAUGGACGAUACAUCAAAUUUUAUGAAUUCACCAAGCAAGAUGUCCUCUCCCCCUGAUGUCAUGGCUGUAACAGACAGCCCCACUGCCCAAACCACACAGGCGUCAGAGCCUGCAGGCGCCGCUUUCUCAGAGAGCAUCUCUUUGGUAGGAGACUCACCGAGACGCAAACUGCUGCUCUCUUUGGACCAAGAGAAGAGAGACUGAGAAUGUCGGCUCAGUGAUACGCCUCAACUGUCCAUUUGCUGUCCAAGACCUGGAAACUCCAACAUAGUUACUGUUUGUACUCUAGUGAAGGAAGCACUGACUAAGUAGUGCAGCUUAUAAAUCAUACACACACUUCCGCAGCUCAAUUCAGUGCAUCUUUUAAAGCUUUUGGACGUCUGCUGGACAGUGAAGGAUCAGAUGUUGAACUGUUGCUAUUUUCUUAUAAAUCAUUUGACAGUGUGUUUAAUAUUGUUGUCCUGAUCCCCUCUGCAGUUAGGUAAAAGGUAAGGCUAGAAUGAAAGUAAGAAAUAGAUCAGAUAUCAGCCUGAUCCUGACUCAAAGAACUUCACUGGGAUCGGUGGCAACAGGUCAAUCUAUUCAGUUCAGUUCUAUGUUCUGUGUUUACUAUGCCUUCCAUCAGCAGUAGAGCACUGAUUACAAACGGGAGAGCUAACAUAGCAUGGAUGCAGCCAAAAGCCAAGGGACAGCAAGUUUUUAUACUUCUUACAUUUGGAAUGUUUUUAUGUUUGCGGUGGUUUUUGACUACAGCUAAGACUUCUCUGUCAGCUUCUCUCUUUGAGUUACUGGUAUCACAUUGGAGCUAGACAAACAUGGAUUGAUGCAUCGCUAGAAUUCAGUGCCUUGUUUGAGGACGUGAGGAGAGUGGAUGAGCUGAACCAGGGACAGACAACUAGCCACCCCCUUAAAAUAAAAUUUUGCACUGCAAAUACGCUAUAUUGCCAAAAGUAUUCACUCACCCUUCUAAAUCAUUACAUUCAGGUGUUCCAAUCACUUUCAUGACCACAGGUAUAUAAAAUCAAGCUUCUAGGCAUGCAGACUGCUUCUAUAAACAUUUGUGAGAGAAUGGCUUGCUCUCAGGAGCUCAGUGACUUCGAAUAUGGUACUGUGAUAAGAUGCCACCUGUGCAACAAGUCCAGUCAGGAAGUUCUGUCACCAUUAAAUGUUCCACAAAAUGGAAGUGAUUGCGAUUGACAGCAGCUCAGCCACGUAAAUCACAGACCGGGGUCAGCAACUUUGUGCACAGUCAAUCACUGCAGACUUCUAAACUUCAUGUGGCCUUCAGAUUAGCUCAAGAACAGAGUAUAGAAGGGUACAGAAUUGCAAAGUGCAAUGCAAAGCAUCAUAUGCAGUGGUGCAAACUGCAUAUGAUGCCACUGAACUCUAGAGAAGUGGAGAUGUGUUCUCUGCAGUGACGAAUCAUGUCUACAUCUGGCAAUCUGAUGGAGGAGUUCGAGUUGGCGGCUGCUAGAACGGUACUUGUUUGACUGCAUUGCACUAAGUGUAAAUUUUUUGCUCCCUUAGUUCCAGAGAAAGGGACUCUUAAUAAUUCAGCAUACCGAGACAAUUUCAUGCUUCCAACUUUGUGGGAGCAGUUUGGGGAUGGCCCUUUCCUAUUCCAGCACAACUGUUUCUAAAGACAUGGACGAGGAAGUUUGUGCAGGCCAGUCCAGUUUUUCCACACCAGAGUCCUACACCUCAGCCUGACAGAACACCUUUGGGAUGAAUUAGAGCAGAGACUGCAAGCCAGGUCUUCUUGUCCAACAUUGGUGUCUGACCUCACAAAUGCACUUCUGGAAGAACACUUCUAAACCUUGUGGAAAGCCUUCCAGAAAAGUUGAAGCUGUUUUAGCUAAACAUGGAAUGUCACUCAAGCUCAUAUGUGUGUGUGAAGGCAGACGAGUAAAAACUUUUGGCAAUAUAGUGUGUGUGUGAUGAGCUGAGCUGUACAGUGUAUGCAGCUGUUUUCUGUUGCACUUUUGUUAAAACUGGAUUUUUUUUCUUUUUGGUCUUGUGCUGUAAUGGUUCAUGUCACUGUGAUUCCUCUGAUUUUUUUCUUUUUAAGUUCCUGAUUUAGUGAAAGAAAGAAGGCAUCUUCAUACAUUGAUUUUUUUAUUUUAUUAUAUCAAUCUCAAACCUUCACCCACAGCAAUGUCCAUUAAAAACAAACAAAAAGGAUCUCCUUCAUUAUAAGUUUUUACAUUUUUACAAAUCCACAGAUCCUGUGUACGGCUGCAUGGAGUGGGAGGGUUAAAGAUCAAAUUUUAAUGUAGUUUGAAGACGGUUCGCACAGUAAAAUUGGAAACGUACACAAAACCAUAUAUCCACAAGGAAAUAAUAGACUCUUCAUGGCAUAAAUUACCAAAAUACAGUAUUGCAGCAGUCCCACAUUUAAAAAUAAAAAAUGGAUAGCUUUCCAGUUCCCAUACUCUGUAGUAUGAACUGUCAAAUCUGCCAAAACGGACAAGGUUAAAGAAACAGAAAAAUGGCACCUUCAAAAAGAACGCAUCAAACUGCUUUGAUUGUGUUCAUGGUUGGAGCUGUAGUUGGUUAAUGCACAGUGAGAUUGGAGAUGGAUCUGUACAGGAACUAUUUACAAAAAGACUGCAGUCAGUAUAAAAAGGAGAAAAA
This is a messenger RNA of Pelmatolapia mariae (spotted tilapia), 4606 nucleotides long. It is a transcript of the gene slc60a2b, whose product is annotated as major facilitator superfamily domain containing 4B. The record is from RefSeq and is a predicted model, not a curated record. The coding region runs from base 314 to 2176 and encodes 620 amino acids. The transcript has 4 exons. NCBI's taxonomy places the organism in Eukaryota, Metazoa, Chordata, Actinopteri, Cichliformes, Cichlidae.